CCCUUUUCAAUAACAAGGACAUUCAGCGGAUGUAAAGCAUUUCAACGAAACUGUUGACAACGUCACGACCACAGUUUCCCACACGGCUAGAACAACACAACCAUGCGCGUGUUAUUAUAAAUGCCCCAGCUGGCGCAUUAUUAAACGCGAACCACUGUAUUGCCAUCCGGGCAGAUGGUUUGGGGCAGAACAUUGCGACGUGUGAAGGAAGCAAGCGUUUGCCUCUGUCGCGUUGGAUGCGACAGUUGUCGACUCAAUCAUUCUGUACUCCGCCUAUGUGGCGAACGAUGAGCGAAAACGAUCGGCAUUUUCUGCAAAACAUUCGGUGAAUCAAUUCAUAAACCUGAAAGUGUCUUUUGACGUGCUGUGUGAGGACUCAACUCCUGUAGAUUAGGGGAGCCUUCCGGGUGCCCGGUCCUCUACAAAACAUUCCGGCUUGUUUCAACAUUCAGUGGCUCUUUCUCCGGUGUGAAUAAAGAUCAGCCAGUCUAGACCCUUAGUGGAACUCAAGGUCACCUCUCUAUCUUUUCCAGUGCAACUACGCACCAUGGGUGAAUCGUUCCACAAUUUCUUGAAGCAACUUGGGGAGAACAUCUCGGAGGAGGAACUUCGGUCUCUGGCGGCCGCCUGUCAAGACGUCAUCCCGAACGAGGAGCGAGGGAGGAUUCACAAGCAACGAGAGCUCUUCGAGUACAUGGAGAAAAUGGGCAAGCUCAGCGCGGAUGAUUUAUCCUACCUGGAGCACGCGCUGGAGAAAAUCUGCAGACCGGACUUAGUGACGCUAGUACUGGAAUACAAGCAAUCAGUACCCGACAAACAGACCAAAAAUAAAGAAAUAUCAGGACCAGCCAGAAAAUACAAAGCAAUGAACGAGGAGACGGGGCAGGUCCCAGAUGACGUCAUAUCCGGUCUGGCCAAGCUGGAACUAGCACCCCCGCCGACCCAUAAAAGAAAGGACGCCAGAUGAGAUACCAGCAUAUUUAUUAUUUGAGAAAAGACCAAGCUCAUUGUGCUGAUUCGCCUUAGAUGUACAAAGUUCAAGUGCUAGGCUGAUAAGGUCUUGGCGCGAUAUCCUAAAUGCGCUUUAUUCUAUCCUUGCCAGUGUUUUGUGUAAAUAUCUUUGGUUGCGUUUUCCUUCUGUUCAUGUUUCUUAAAGCCAUUUUUACCAUCGCAAUGCGAUGCAUAUCCCCUCAAGACUGCACUGUGUAAUCCAGUUGUCACAUCACUACGCUGAGCACAGCUGAGUAGCAAAUAUUUCAAACUACGUCAAGAUACCACAUGCAAGUUGAUUUUUGAGUAGUUAGUAAACUCUAACCUAUGGCUGCGUCCAAAUCUCUUGUCUAGGUCUAGGUCUUCACUCCACUGAAAAUGCGUGGAGGCGCGUAAACAACAGACCUAGCCGUAGCCCUGGAAGCCCGUUUCGGACACGGCCUUAUUACACAGCAAGUUAUCACAUGGUGAAAAAUAAUACGCAUGUGCAUUAUGAUAAUUAUAUGUAGUCUCAUGACUAAACGUUGCCAUUUUAUCCAAGGUGUAAAGUGCCAACCUGUCUUUUUUUUGCUAACACUGGAUAGGUAAAAGCUGACCCCCAAAGUUGUCAUUUUUCCCAUGUCUUUUACAAGGGACCACGGUAGUCAACUGCAGGGGAAACAUGAGGCACAGUAUGGAUUAGAACGAAGAAACCACAGUUCUAAAUACGUCUCGGUGAAAUUGUAAUGAAUUAAAUCUUCUGUUGGAAAUCCAGCAGAUUUCUCAUCCUAACUUUUGGAAUACAAAUUAUUCACAAACCAGAUGUAAUACCAUCUAAGGUAAACAUUGUCUAGUUACGUUUUUGAAGCCAGUUGUCUUCGACUGCAAUUUAUUAACGUGGUCACUGAGUUGCCAUCUUGGAUUUAACGCUGUUGCAGAGAAGGAACUUUGGAAAAAAAUGGCCCCGUGUCCUGAAUGUAAGACUUUAAAUAUUGAUGACCCUGAUCGAAACUCGCUCCGUGAAAGCUGUGAUGUCAUAAAUACAAAGGCUGCUGUGCGUGCGGGUCAAAACCUUGAAAAUCAGCAGUAGGCCUAAGACAAAACAACAGACGUCUGUGCCCAUGUCGAAUUACUGUCUGGAUCAAUGCAAAAUAAAGACCAUGGAUGAGGAGAGUA
This is a messenger RNA of Acanthaster planci (crown-of-thorns starfish), 2145 nucleotides long. Its product is annotated as astrocytic phosphoprotein PEA-15-like. The record is from RefSeq and is a predicted model, not a curated record. NCBI's taxonomy places the organism in Eukaryota, Metazoa, Echinodermata, Asteroidea, Valvatida, Acanthasteridae. Gene Ontology annotation, biological process: regulation of apoptotic process. Gene Ontology annotation, molecular function: protein binding.